AUGCUCCGGGCAGUAUCAGCACCUUGCUUCGUACUGGUGUGGGUCCGCACGUCACAUGCGUCACACCGAGGCGCAGUGGCUGCUCAGAGCGGCUCAGAGCCGGCGCUUAAUCCGGCGUUCAAGCUGCUCCCGCAAAGCAUGCGUCCCGCACUGCCGUCCCUGCCUUUGCCCGACGCUCGACCCCGCUGGGCCAAGACGGUUGAGCACUCUCAGAUGUUCUCUCGAAUGUACCUGCUCAUCGAAUCGCGCGGAACCGGUCCUGGGGGCGGCAAAGGCAAUCUUGGAUCGGCAUUGCCGAUACCCGAUUCAUCGGGUGCUGCGGGAGGCUCGCCCGAGAAACCGUACGUCAGAAAAGGCAUCGGCUCCAGGCUAGCGCUUCCGGCGGUAAAGCGUGCUCGCUUGGCUAAGCGAUCUGCGCCCUGUCAGCUACACGCACGCCCACGUCCGCAGAACUAG
Moesziomyces aphidis is the source of this 456-nucleotide messenger RNA. The record is from the annotation of a GenBank genome assembly. Lineage: Eukaryota; Fungi; Basidiomycota; Ustilaginomycetes; Ustilaginales; Ustilaginaceae.